AUGCGGCAUUCGGGACCUCGUGUGCGUAGCUCCGCUGGCCGGCCGCCCCUGGCGCACAACAGAAACCUGUGGCUGGGAAGGGAUAGGCGGGAUGGAAGGGCGGAGCCGAGAGAGAUUGAGCUGGAUCCGGUGAUGGCUGAGCUUCGCGGGCUCAAGGCUGAUAUAUACACCCUCAACAGGAGUCUGGAUGGCAGCACCAUUACUUUCGCCAUGGGGAAGGGAGACCUAGAAAGGAGCAAGACUACAGCAGAAGCCUCUAUUCGGACGGAUCUCCAAAGCUUGGGCCUGUCCGCAACGCCCCACCCUUCUUCCCCUUGCGGUAGAACGGGACGAACCGAGGUCCACGACCACCGCCACGCCCGCGCCCAGGGUGGACCCGACCAUGACCUAGGUCACUCGAGCGGCGGUGCUGCCGCGGCCGCGAGUUGCAGCAGCGGCGUUCGGAGGGACUACGGUGGCGGCGUGAGGGAUGUCGGGGAGUUGGUGCGGCGGGUGGAGGCCUCGACGAGAGCCGUGUCGCGAGAGAAAGAACACAUCGCCAAGAUCCUGCGAAUAGAGAAAGAAAAGACUGCCCGAUUACAAGAAGCUCUUUGGCAGGAAGGGGGAACGAAGCGCGAGUGGGAGAUGCUCACACAGGCCUCUAGCUUGCUCAAACAACGGCUGGAAUCGACGGAGCGAAUCAGGAAUAGGCAAAAGGAGCUUAUCAGAGAGUUGCAAGCUGUGGAGGCCGACAUAGCAUUUGCCAACGCUGGGAACAUGGCGGGAAUGGUUUCGACGGACCCCUUACCCAACCUGUCGCCACCAUUACCACCACCACCACCACGACCACCACCGGCGCUGCCGCCCACCGCACGACGAAGGAAAGCUUCGUCCUCAUCUCUGCUGGCACAUCACCGAGGCAACGACACAGAACGCCACCAUGCCGUCGACGAGAGAUACGGUAGGCGGUCGAGAGGGGGCGCGUCGGAUAGGGCUAGGACCCCCCUGGGAGGGAAGCACGGAGAGCAGCGGCGGUCGCCACCUACAGGGACUAAGUCGGCCAAAAGUAAUGACUUCCCCGCUGGCUGUGCUGCUGCGGUGGAAUUGGAGGACGACGGCGGCGGCGGCGGCGGCGGGACUAGGCUGGGACGAGCAGCGGCGUCGGCAUCAGUCAGGACAGUUGGUAGGGCCGCCACCGUACGACCGGAGCGGCCCCGGCGGAGCGGCGGCCCGGCCGACGGUGCCACGAAGAGCGGCAUCAGCGCCACGGGGGCAAGGAAGUCGAGCGAGGGAGCGGUGGCAAGCAAGGCCAGGAGAACACAAACGGGACGUACCAGUAGCAGCAUCAUAGACUCUUCCUCGGCAGACACAAAGGCGAGGAGGGCGGAGGUCGACCGUAAAUCGAAAUCGGCAACAACGACGACGGCCCAGUCGCGGCAUAGGGCCGCCACCUCUUCAACCCCAGCGGCGGCACCGUCUCGAAACCGUGUGCUUCGUCGACAGGCAUCAACGAAGACAAAGGUUCCGUCAGGAGCGACGUUUGGGGCGCCGACGGCAGCGAGUGCUGGCAAGAUCCGAACAACACCACGAAGGCCGGUGGUAUCGCCGGGGGGCCACGUCCGUGCCACCAAGCGAGCUGGCGACGGUUGUAUCCCGCGUCCGCUUGUCGCCCAGACCAACAAAAAAGCGUCCAGGGGCGGCGGCGGGCAGCUUCUUCUCGAGGCGACGACAACCGCACUCGCUGAUGAACGGCACUGA
This is a messenger RNA of Ectocarpus siliculosus, 1737 nucleotides long. Lineage: Eukaryota; Phaeophyceae; Ectocarpales; Ectocarpaceae. The record is from the annotation of a GenBank genome assembly.